This is a messenger RNA of Orbilia oligospora ATCC 24927, 636 nucleotides long. RefSeq lists its product as uncharacterized. The coding region runs from base 1 to 636 and encodes 211 amino acids. Gene Ontology annotation, biological process: ribosome biogenesis. The record is from RefSeq and is a predicted model, not a curated record. Lineage: Eukaryota; Fungi; Ascomycota; Orbiliomycetes; Orbiliales; Orbiliaceae. Gene Ontology annotation, cellular component: ribonucleoprotein complex. The transcript is spliced from 3 exons.
AUGGUCAAAUGGCCUGAAUAUGUUCGAAUUCAACGUCAAAAGAAGAUCUUGAACCUUCGCUUGAAGGUCCCACCGGCAAUUGCUCAGUUUCAAAAUGUCCUCGACAAGAACACUGCAACGCAGUCAUUCAAGCUUCUGAGCAAAUACAGACCAGAAACGAAGGCUGAGCGCAAGGAGCGCCUUACUACGGAGGCCACUGCCAUUAGUGAGGGGAAGAAGAAGGAGGAUGUUAGCAAGAAGCCGUAUACAGUCAAAUAUGGAUUAAAUCACGUCGUUGGAUUGAUUGAGAACAAAAAGGCCUCCCUCGUGCUGAUCGCGAAUGAUGUCGACCCGAUUGAACUCGUCGUUUUUCUUCCAGCUCUUUGCAGGAAGAUGGGAGUUCCUUAUGCUAUAAUCAAGGGCAAAGCUCGACUGGGCACUGUAGUCCACAAAAAGACUGCUGCAGUUCUCGCAUUCACUGAGGUUAGGUCCGAAGACAAAAGCGAGCUUUCAAAGUUGGUGCAAGCAAUUGGAUCCGGAUAUACAGAGAAGUAUGAAGACUCUCGGAGAAAGUGGGGAGGGCAUAUAUUGGGAGCUAAGGCUGUUGCUAAAGAAUUAAAGAAAAAGAAGGCGUUGGAGAGCGCAUUGAAGAUCUAA